AUAUUUUCCAAAUUUUCUAUUAGAAUUGAUUUAGCCGACAGUCAAAGUCAAUUUUCAACGAGGCACCUUCGACGGAUGCCAAGUUUUCUCGGAAAAUCACGUUAUAUCCGCGAUCAUUAUUACAGAAAAUGUCAUCUCGACGAAAGAUCAGGCAGUAUAAUUAACAAUAGAAUAAAUAGCGGGAUCGAUGAUAAUUGACAAAUAUAGCAGCGCAGUGUCCGCAAGCGCGUGCAUCACACGGUCAUGGCCUCCCGGACGCACGUGCAGCGCGUCCGAAUGCUGUACAAGACGAUUUUGAGGUUACAUCGCGGUCUACCUACCGAGGUCCGGCCCUUGGGCGACGGUUACGUUCGCGAUGAGUUCCGGAGACAUAAAGGAUGCGUCGAGAGCGAGGCGAUCAUCUUCCUCCACGAGUGGACUAACUACGCAGUGUCUCUCGCCGAGCAGCUCGGAUUGAGAGGUCCUCAUACGGCAAAACCGCUAGGGCGAUACCUGAAGGAGGAAGACGUCGAGAAGCUGCGAGACGAGCAAGUGUGUCAGCUGUACGAGCUGAUGAUCGCGGCGACGGGCAAGUCGGAGGACGCCAAGAAAACAUAGCUACGUGGCUGUGUCUGUGACGUGGCUAUAGGUCUGUUCGCGUUGUGUGAAAUCCGCAAAUAUUUUUGUACUUAAAAUGAGAUAGAUACAUAUUUUGCCUUAAAAAGAGAUAAAGCGAAGAUGUCGAGUGCC
This is a messenger RNA of Trachymyrmex cornetzi, 729 nucleotides long. It is a transcript of the gene Sdhaf3, whose product is annotated as Succinate dehydrogenase assembly factor 3. Gene Ontology annotation, cellular component: mitochondrion; mitochondrial intermembrane space. Gene Ontology annotation, biological process: succinate metabolic process; mitochondrial respiratory chain complex II assembly. The transcript is spliced from 2 exons. Bases 244 to 597 code for a protein of 117 amino acids. The record is from RefSeq and is a predicted model, not a curated record. NCBI's taxonomy places the organism in Eukaryota, Metazoa, Arthropoda, Insecta, Hymenoptera, Formicidae.